AAUCACUUGGAUCAGACGCGUCUCCAACGCUUAUCUCACACACAAACACGCACUCUCUCUCUCUCUCUCUCUGUCGACUCACACAGACACACCACCCUUCACGCACUAAUCAGACAACGCUUUCUCUUCUGUCUCUGACUCUCUAGUACAAUUCUGAAACAGCUAUAUAUAUACAUAAAUACAACAGAUUCGGAUUUACCACGGCACCAAAAAGAUAAAGACUUAAGAGUGAAGAUUCCCAGAACCAUCCAUGGCUAAUAAGUCUAAGCACCACCUAACGGUCUCUAUCUUCCUUUUCCUUGUAAUCCUCUCUGGUCCCACCUAUGCCCGCUUCAUCGCCCUCCGUUCAACUUCGGAUCUACUCUCUGAUGGGGUCCAUCUCACUCUCAACCGAUUCGCCGCCGAGACUUCAACGUGCGACGAGACCUACGGGUUCUUACCGUGCACCACCUCGGUUCUCGGAAACAUCUUUCUAAUCGCUGUGUACGGUUUCCUUAUGUUCAUAGCUGCCAAGUCAUUGUCCGAUGGGAGCGAGCUCUUGUUGGAAAUUCUAGGACCUGGUAUUAUUGGCGGUCUCUUCCUCCCUAUUCUCGGGGCUCUCCCUGAUGCCAUGCUCAUUCUCGUAUCUGGUCUUUCCGGAUCGACAGAAACUGCUCAGAGUCAAGUCUCUGUUGGAAUGGGAUUGCUAGCUGGGUCAACUGUUAUGCUUCUUACAAUAAUAUGGGGAUCGUGUGUUAUUGUUGGGAAGUGCGACCUUAAAGAUUCAGUUGCACAAGAUGCACAGGAUACAAAAGGGUUCAGUUUAACGGAAUCUGGCAUUAGUACUGACAUCUGGACUAGCUAUGCUGCAAUGAUGAUGGUCAUAUCUGUCAUCCCAUUUUUAGUUGUUCAAAUACCACAAUUGCUCAAUUCAACUUCAGGGAGGCACUUAGCAGUCUUGAUUGGGCUUAUUGUCUCUCUUCUUCUAUUGGUUUCUUAUUGCGCUUAUCAGGUCCUUCAGCCUUCAAUCCAACAAAGAAAAAUUUAUUAUGUGAAGCAAAAGCGUGUUAUAUUAGGAUUUCUGUGGCAUCUAAAAAAACGUGCAAUGGGAAAGCUGCUCAAAGAGAAUGGUGAACCUGAUGAAGGCAUCAUUGAAAAGCUGUUUUCUUCAAUUGACGUAGAUAACAAUGGACACAUUUCAGAUUCUGAAUUGAGAGCAUUGAUGGUUGGAAUUAAUUUUGAUAAGAUUUUCCUGGAUCAAAAUGAUGCUGUAAAUAAAAUAAUGAAAGAUUUUGAUACAUCUGGCAAUUCUACAAUUGAAUAUCAUGAGUUUCUCGGUGGCAUUUCUAGAUGGCUGAAGAAGACAGUGCAGGCUGCUGCUCGUAAUCCUGGCUCAGAGACAAAAAUUUUUGAAGACUUUCUCAUUUUCGAGGAAACAAAGAGAGAGCAAGAUCUGUUGGAUGUGAGGAAUCACAGUGAAGAAGUUGUUGAGGGUGUUGAGAGUUCCAAAUGGACCACCAUCAGGGCAGCGCUAUUGUUGUUGCUGGGAACUAUAAUUGCUGCUGCUUUUGCUGAUCCCCUGGUAGAUGCUGUUGAUAACUUCUCUGAUGCAACCGGUAUUCCUGCUUUCUUCAUCUCUUUCAUUGCACUGCCCUUGGCUACGAACUCUAGCGAAGCUGUGACAGCAAUUAUAUUUGCUAGCCGUGACAAGCGGACAACUGCCUCAUUAACAUUUUCUGAGCUAUAUGGGGCUGCAACGAUGAAUAAUGUCCUCUGCCUCUCAGUCUUUUUGGCCCUUGUUUACAUCAGGGGAUUGACAUGGGAUUUCUCAGCUGAAGUGCUGGUUAUUCUUAUUGUCUGUCUUGUGAUGGGUCUUUUGGGCAGCUUGCGCACCCAUUUCCCUCUGUGGACAGCAAUAUUAGCUAUCCUACUUUACCCAUUCUCACUGGCCCUGGUUUAUGUUCUUGAUUACGUUCUUGGCUGGUCGUAGAAUCGUGGAUGUCCCAAAAUUUUGAUUGGUGGAUAUUAUAUUUGUUGUAUGGAGAAUCGGGGUUGUUUCUUUUAAUCAGCUGUGCCUGUUUAGUUUAUAAUACAUUUUAAUUUUAGUAGGACGUCUGGAUUAUAUUAUUUUAAGUGUUUUGAGCUGGCAUAGUAUGGACAAUUUUUUAUGUUUUUAAAAAUCUGGUGUAUUUUUAUUUUUUCUUCACAUUUUGGCCCUUUUGGGUUU
Molecule: messenger RNA, 2206 nt
Organism: Quercus lobata
Lineage: Eukaryota; Viridiplantae; Streptophyta; Magnoliopsida; Fagales; Fagaceae
Product: sodium/calcium exchanger NCL-like
Exons: 7
Coding region: 251-1969 (572 amino acids)
Biological process (GO): calcium ion transmembrane transport; intracellular calcium ion homeostasis
Cellular component (GO): membrane
Molecular function (GO): calcium ion binding; calcium:proton antiporter activity
Source: RefSeq, a predicted model, not a curated record